AUGUUCGCUGCUGUUCGCUCCGCCUGGGCGCUUUUCGUCGGCCUCGGCAUGAUCAUGCUGGGCAACGGGCUGCAGGCCUCGCUGCUGGGUAUCCGCGCCUCGGCUGAGAAUUUCGGCACCGAGACCACGGGUCUCGUCAUGUCCGGCUACUUCAUCGGUUUCCUGGCCGGCGCCCUCGUUACGCCCCGGGCCGUCGGCAACGUGGGCCAUGUGCGCGUCUUCGCCGCGCUCGCCUCGACCGCCUCGACGGCCGCGCUGGUGCAUGCGGUCUUCGUCGACCCCUGGAUCUGGAUGCUCAUGCGGGUCCUCACCGGGUUCUGCUAUGCCGGCCUCUACAUCGUCGCCGAAUCCUGGCUCAACGACCGUUCGACCAACGAGACCCGCGGCUCCAUGCUGUCGGUCUACAUGCUGGUGGUCCUGGGCGGCAUCGCCGGCGGGCAGUUCCUGCUGAACCUUUCCGACCCCAACAGCUUCGUUCUCUUCGUGCUGGCCUCGGUCCUGGUCUCCCUGGCCCUGGUGCCGAUUUCGGUGUCGGUGGGGCCGGCGCCUGAUUUCUCCGCACCCAACCCGGUCGGCAUCCGGGCGCUUUACCGCGCAUCACCGCUGGGGGUGGUCGGAUCGCUGGGCACCGGUGUCGCCAACGGCGCGAUCUUCGGCAUGGGCGCGGUCUAUGCCAGUCUCGCAGGGCUGGAAGUCUCGGAAAUCGCCCUCUUCGUGAGCAUGCUGAUUUUCGGCGGCAUGGCCUUCCAAUGGCCCAUCGGGCGGCUCUCCGACAAGCUGGACCGCCGCCGCGUUCUGGCCGCGGUCACCUUCUCAGCCGCGCUCGUCGGGCUUGCGGCACCUCUGUUUUCCGGCGACAACCGGAUCGGGCUCUAUGCCGUCGCCUUUCUUCUGGGCGGCAUGAGCUUUCCCAUGUAUUCGCUCUGCCUGGCCCACACCAACGACUAUCUGACGCCCAAGCAGAUGGUCGCCGCCAGUGGCAGCCUGAUGCUCGUCAACGGCAGCGGCGCCAUCUUCGGCCCGCUGGUCGUCUCGCAGCUCAUGGGCCGGGUCGGGCCGGACGGGUUCUUCACCUUCGUCGGUCUGGUCCAUGCGGCCAUCGGCGUUUUUGCCAUCUAUCGCAUGGUCCGGCGGGCGGCCGUGCCGGUGGCCGAGCAGGGGCCCAGCGUGCCGGUCACCACCUCCAUGAACGCGGCCACGGCGACGCUGACGCUCGAUGCCUACCGCGAUCACCGCGACCGCGACCUCGCGGCCAUGACCACCGGCCGUUCGAGUCUGAUGCGCGAAAAGCAUGGCUACUUCAUCGAAGACCUGUCGCCGAAGAUGACGGCGGUGUUCGCCAAGACGGUAACCGAGGCCGAUAUUACGAUGUUUGCCGGCAUCUCCGGUGACACCAAUCCGGUUCACCUGGACGAGAGCUUUGCCGAGCAGACCAUGUUCUCCGGCCGUAUCGCCCACGGCAUGCUGUCCGCGAGCUUCAUCUCGACGGUAUUCGGAACCCGUCUGCCCGGGCCCGGCUGCAUCUAUCUGCGCCAGGAUCUGCGGUUCAAGGCGCCGGUCAAGGUCGGCGAUACCGUCGAAGCGCGGGUCACGGUGCGGGAGAUCCAGGCCGAGAGAAAGCGGGUCAUCUUCGACACCGUCUGCACGGUCGGCGAGACGGUGGUCCUGGAGGGCGAGGCGACCUUGAUGGUGGCCAGCCGCAAGGACCUGCCCGACGCCGAACCCGAAGCGGCGGAAUAG
Symbiodinium sp. CCMP2456 is the source of this 1740-nucleotide messenger RNA. The record is from the annotation of a GenBank genome assembly. NCBI's taxonomy places the organism in Eukaryota, Dinophyceae, Suessiales, Symbiodiniaceae.